Diaporthe amygdali is the source of this 1023-nucleotide messenger RNA. RefSeq lists its product as uncharacterized. NCBI's taxonomy places the organism in Eukaryota, Fungi, Ascomycota, Sordariomycetes, Diaporthales, Diaporthaceae. The transcript has 4 exons. Bases 1 to 1023 code for a protein of 340 amino acids. Gene Ontology annotation, molecular function: zinc ion binding; oxidoreductase activity, acting on single donors with incorporation of molecular oxygen; ferrous iron binding. The record is from RefSeq and is a predicted model, not a curated record.
AUGGCUAAUCAAGGACCUCUCAGGUUCGUCGUUGUGGUAGGAUCGAUUGUUGUCGCCUUGGCGGCCGCAUUUUACGCCUCAUUGCUUCCCGAGCUCCCGGUGCCAUCGCAAGUAGCAAAGGCUGCCACGGCUCUGUCGAAUCUGAGCUCCAGAAUCAAGUCUUCCACCACCAAUGUGACAAUGGCUUCCAGACCGCCAGUCUAUUUCUUCAGCCAUGGAGGGCCAGAUGUCAUGUACAACACUGAGCAUGCCGUUUAUCCAGUGCUUCAGAACAUUGGGAAGGAAAUCACCCAGAAGGUCAAGCCAAAGGCUGUCGUCGUCUUCAGCGCUCAUUGGCAAGCGAAACCUGAUCUCGUCCAGGUCAACAAUGCGGUGGAGAACGACCUGAUUUACGAUUUCUACGGAUUCCCCGAUUACAUGUACGAAGCAAAAUACCCUAGCAAGGGUGACCCAGAAUUGGCAAGUCAUAUCCUAGACUUGCUCUCGUCAGCGGGCAUCAAGUCCGAAGGCGUCAAACGAGGACUGGACCAUGGAGUUUGGGCCGGGUUCCAUGUCGCAUUCGACCCGGUCGAGAACCCUCUCAACGUCCCCUUGGUCCAAGUAUCUCUCUUCAAAUCCGAGGAUCCAGACCAGCACUACCGCCUCGGGCAAGCCGUCGCUUCCCUUCGAGACGAAGGUGUCGUCAUCAUCGGCGCAGGCAUGUCUGUACACAAUCUCAGAGACAUGUGGGAUGUCAUGACUUCGGACGACCCAGCCCGUCCGCUGCCUUACGCUGUUUCUUUCGAUAACGCGUUGAAAGAUGCUGCGGAGGCGCCCGUGGAGCAAAGGCAGAUGCUGCUGGCCGCGGUGUGCGGCCGUCCUGACGCUAAGCAAGCGCACCCGUGGAUGGAUCAUCUCAUGCCUGUGCAUGUGGUUGCUGGUGCUGCUGGCCUGGACGUUGGGCAACAAAUCUGGACCUUGCAGGAAGGAAACUUUGCCUGGGCGCAAUAUCGUUUCGGGCAGGUAUCUGAUGGGGGCUCUUAG